Syngnathus typhle (broad-nosed pipefish) is the source of this 7090-nucleotide messenger RNA. It is a transcript of the gene epas1b, whose product is annotated as endothelial PAS domain protein 1b. NCBI's taxonomy places the organism in Eukaryota, Metazoa, Chordata, Actinopteri, Syngnathiformes, Syngnathidae. Gene Ontology annotation, molecular function: protein dimerization activity; RNA polymerase II transcription regulatory region sequence-specific DNA binding; DNA-binding transcription factor activity, RNA polymerase II-specific. The transcript is spliced from 16 exons. The record is from RefSeq and is a predicted model, not a curated record. The coding region runs from base 355 to 2832 and encodes 825 amino acids. Gene Ontology annotation, biological process: regulation of transcription by RNA polymerase II; cellular response to hypoxia.
GCCAGUCGCUCGCUCCGUCAGUCAGUCAGUUUGUCAGUGGCAAAGUGCAAUCAGUGGCCCAGCGUACGGACGUCAGCCUGUUUUUUCCAGCGGCCCUUGUGGAACUCCUUUGUGGGGAGAGGCUGUGCAAUCCUCGGCAGUGCUCCGAGAUUGUACGGCUCUGCCCGGGUCCCCAAGCAAGUGUCUGUCCGUCGAACUGCUGCCGCCCGACUCACCUUCACUCUUCAGCCUGCAAUCCCCACGCACUUUGUGUUUUUGCCUUGAAGUUUGUUUGUUUGUUUUGUUUUGUUUUUUGUUUGUUUGUUUUCUUUUUGUUUGGUUGGACCCUCGGGCGCAAUUGUUGUCGUUACUAAGAUGACAGUAGACAAGGAGAAGAAGAGGAGCAGCUCGGAGCGUCGUAAGGAGAAGUCUCGUGACGCCGCUCGCUGCCGCCGCAGUAAAGAAACGGAAGUCUUCUACGAGCUGGCUCACCAGCUCCCGCUGCCACACAGCGUCAGCGCUCACUUGGACAAAGCAUCCAUCAUGAGGCUCGCCAUCAGCUUUCUGCGCACGCGACAACUCUUUGCCACAGGGUGCAAUGGCAGCGAUGACGAACAGAUGAGCAGCUUGUACCUCAAGUCUCUGGAGGGCUUCAUCACCGUGGUAACGUCGGACGGCGACAUGAUCUUCCUGUCAGAGAACAUCAACAAGUUUGUGGGCCUCACGCAGGUGGAGUUGACUGGCCAAAGCAUCUUUGACUUUACGCACCCGUGUGACCACGAGGAGAUCAGGGAGAACCUCAGCCUGAAGACAAGCGGCAGCGUCUUUGGAAAGCAGAGCAAAGAGCAAAGCACCGAGCGAGAUUUCUUUAUGCGGAUGAAAUGCACAGUGACCAACAGGGGGCGCACAGUCAACCUCAAGUCGGCCAGCUGGAAGGUGCUGCACUGCACAGGCCAGCUGAAGAUGUACAUGGGCGCCCCGCAGCGUCCGGCCUGCGCAUUCAAGGAGGCGGCACUCACCUGCACUCUUCUCAUGUGCCGACCCGUCCCGCAUCCGGCCAACAUGGAGGCACCGCUCGACAGCAGGACCUUCCUGAGCCGACACGGCAUGGACAUGAAGUUCACCUACUGCGACGACAGGGUAACCGAGUUAAUGGGCUACUCCCCCAAUGAUCUGCUGGGUCGCUCCGUCUACGACUUCUAUCACGCUCUGGACUCAGACAGCGUCAGCAAGAGCCACCACAACUUAUGCAGCAAAGGGCAGGCUGUGAGCAGCCGGUACCGCAUGCUGGCCAAGAGCGGCGGCUUUGUGUGGGUGGAGACGCAGGGCACCGUCAUCUACAACGGCCGAAACGCGCAGCCCCAGUGCAUCGUCUGCGUCAACUACGUGCUCAGUGACAUUGAGGAAAAGAGCACCAUCUUCUCCCUGGAGCAGACCGAGUCGCUGUUCAAGCCCCGACAGGCCGGCGGCUUCUUCACGGGGGAGACCGGCGGCGAGGCGGGCGAGGCGGGCGAGGCGGGCGAGGCGGGCGAGGCGCUCUUCGGCAAGCUCAAAGAGGAACCCGAGGACCUGACCCAGCUGGCGCCCACGCCCGGAGACACCAUCAUCAGCCUCGAUUUUGGCCACCCUCAAUUCGAGGAGCCGUCCCAGCAUACAUCAGUGGCGUACAGCAAGCUCCCCCCAGCCUCUGCGCCCAUUCCGGGGCCUUCAUCCUGGGCCGCCGAGACCCUAACCCCGCUUCCACCGGCUAGCGACGCGUCCAAGGUGGGCACCACGUUCACGGUCCAGCAGACGCCACCUCCCUGCAGCGCCACUCCGAGUCUGAGCAGCUGCUCCACGCCCAGCAGCCCCGGCGACUACUACAGCACUACCGGCGGAGACCUGAAGGUGGAGCUCACGGAGAGGCUCUUCGCUUUGGACACCGCCGAGUGUGACGGUGCCACAAACGCUGAGAGGGACUUGAGCGACUUUGACCUGGAGACAUUGGCUCCGUACAUCCCCAUGGACGGAGAGGACUUCGAGCUCAGUCCCAUCAUCCCUGAGGCCGAGCCCCUGGAGAAGGGCGACGCCACUUUCCCCCCCUCCCAGCAGCAGAGUUUCAGCAACAUUGCCAGCCUCUUCCAGCCCCUCUCCCCGCCUCAUCGGCAAGGCCGCUACCGUCCGCCGCCCGCCACUGCCUGGGCUCCGGGCGAGGGGCGCGCCCCCGGGCGGGGGGCUCUGGACCCGAGGGCCGGGAGGUCAUACAUGAUGGGCCGCGUGCAGAACCCGCCCUACCGAGCCCCAGCUAGCACCCCUCUGUCCUCAAUGGGGGGCAUUCAGAACCUGCAGUGGCCCCCGGACCCGCUGUUGACGUACGGGCAACAGGCUGCCGGUGAGGCCUACGCGACAACCGAGCGGCGGUGGCCGCCUUGCCCGCAGGACCUGCUGCGCAGCGUCAUGAGCAAAGAAAGGUGCUCUGAGGACUUUGUCCGCAAUAACAGAGACAUGAGUCCAGCCAGCAGCAUCAAGCGCUCCUUCAGUCAAAUGUCGGGUGAUAUCAAGACAUCAGAAAGCAUCUGGAAAAAGAUGAGAGGCGAGCUGGGAAGUGGAACGCCGUCUGUGCCUGAGCUUGGGCUGGGCAAGAUGUUGCCUGGCAACAGGACUCCGCACUGCAAAAUUUUGCAGCAGAACUGGAAGUCUGACUUCCCCGGAAACAUGACAGGUGCGGCCGGUCGCCUGCUGUGCCCGUCAGCCGAGCGCACCUUCCUGCCUGAGUUGACCCGCUUUGACUGCGAGGUCAACGUGCCACUGCCGGGCAACCUGCACCUCCUCCAAGGCUGCGACCUGCUGCGAGCCUUGGACCAGGCCACCUAGAAGUCUGCCGGCGGAGCUCCGCGGAGACUCUUGGCCCGGCCCGGCCUGGCCCGACCGCCGCCUUCGUGCUUAGCUAACUCAUCAGAGCAUUUGGCCAUCUUUAUCGUUGUCCGGUUGGGAUGCUGUAAAACGCGACCCGUGGCCAUUCCGUCCAUCCGUCUGUCCUUGCUGGACUUAAAGCCCAUGGUCCUCACGCGAGAGAUGCCGCACAAGCCUACUCACAUUUUUAGGACCACUUUGUAAAAAACUUGAGCCAAAAUUGCGAUGAAAAAAAAAAGAUGGCAAGCAAAGCCAAGUCUGGAAAAUACUUGCCCAAAACAUUUCAGGUCUCAAUCAAUCUCAACGCAAAUUGAGCCAAAAUGUCAACGUGAUAAAAAGAAAAGGCUUUAUUCUCGAGCUGCAACUAAAGAUUACUUUAAUAAUUGAUGAAUGUGUUGGGAGCUUCUCUCAAUUCAGUAAUUGGAAUUUUGAAAACAUUGAAAACAGGAAAUUCAGACAACAAUGGAUUGGCAAUCACUUGCUGGCUUGGUCUGCAGCAGCCGGCUGUCCAGCUAGCCAGCCAGCUAGCCAGCCGGCCAGCCAGGAUCUGACCGCCUUUUUCUCACUAGGGUUGCGGCUGCUCUGUAACAUUCAUGAGAAAAUGGGCGCAAAUGUGCUGUUGAUUCAACAAAGAAGCGGCCUUACUUGAUGCUAGACUACCCAAAUUGGAGAGUAUUUACUGACGCUUCCAGAAUUUCUUUUUUUCUACAAUUUCCCCCAAUUAGCAAAAUUGAUGAUGAUUCCAAUUUUGCAUCGCAAACCGAUUUUUUUUUUUUUUUGCUGUAAAUUUCAAACAAAAGUUUUAGUCCGAGAAAGAAUCCACUCGUUUUUUUUGUUUUUUCAACUGUCACGCAAUACUCGAACUUUGAUAUGCUCCACUUGUAUUGUUUUUGCGUAACCAACCACAAGGUGUUGACUUUUUCUUGUAACAGUCUUUGUCCGUGCGCUGGUCAUGUCACGAUGCGAAGGCUUGGCCUGGCUUGGCCUGGCUUGGCUUGGCUUGGCUUGGCUUGGCUUGGCUUGGCUUGGCUUGGCUUGGCUUGGCUUGGCUUGGCCUGGCCUGGCCUGGCCUGGCCCGGGCUGGCCCGGCCCGGCCCGGGCUCGGCUCGGCUCGGCUAGUUGCCACAGGAGGAUUACAGCCACAUUGGGGGACAAGAAAAAUCAUACAAUUGGAUGUAACAGCAUCAUUACUCUUUCGGAAGAAAAAAGGUCUUUGUUGCCAAAAUGCAUGUAUUGUUCAAAGAGCACAUUUGCACCAUGUAACAGUUUUCUCUCUUUAUUCUUAUAAAAAUAAUGCUAUAUUCUAAUAUUUUUGUCUGUAUAAAUUAACAAUUUAUUCUCACUCUAUAAUCAUCCUAUUAUAAUUUCAUUUGUUAACUUUCCCCCCUCAUAUCUUUUAUUCUUCAGUAGUACAAAUUCAAGAUGAAAUGAAGGUCCUUCUUUCCUUUAAAAUGACAUCUUCAAAUGACUAGCCGGUAUUUAUUUCAAAAUUGCAGCUCAAGUGAUGUCAAGUUUGACCUUUGAGUAAACUGUUGAAGACUUGCCACUUUUUAAGGACAAUAACUUUUUUUAUUCUAUUCCAAACUUAAUGCUCUUAAUAUGAAAAUGUUGCGCUUAAAAUUGCACAUAAUAAUAGUAAUAUAUUUUGAUUUAAUUCUUGUGUGAUUCCCACUUUGGUCUCGUAAAACAAAUAAUAGAUUUUUGUCAGAUUUGAGUUGUAAAAUUCUGUAAUAUCAUUUUUUCAUGAACAUUUUUUUGUUUCCUCCAUUGUCCUGAAAUUGCUUCUUGAUUUCGGUAAGCUGGAAACUGCCACGAUGAGGAGUUUGUUCUCGAUAAAUCCGAGUGUGUUUUCUCGUAAAAUGGCAUUGUUACGAUUGAAAUAUUUUGACUUUAUAAGAGUGAUACGGCAAGUUAUUUCAUGUGCAAGACUCGUGAAUUUUUUUUUUCUCCCUCUUCCCCGUUUAUUGUGUUUUCCCCUUGUCAAAUUCCAACUUGAUCGUAUUUUGCCUUGGAGUGCCAAUUUGGAAAGUGACCAAAUUAAUCUGACUUUGAUCGGUUAAAUUCUGACCUUUUAUCUGGUGACUGCAACUUUGUUCAUGAUGUCAGUAUUUUGACCCCGUUGAGUUCUUUUAUUUGUGAUUCUGAGACUCUUGAAAUGUUUUUUGUUUUGUUUCAGCUUUAUUAUUGUGCCGUUUGGACUGAAUGUUUUUGUUGUUGUUUGCCGUUAGAUGUGGCCCUAAUCCUCCUUGGUAAGGGUGGGGGUGGGUGGGGAAGGGUCAUUCCAACCGGCGCCGCUGGACAACGAGGUGUUUCCUUUUUCCUCUGCUCUUUUUAAAAGGGGUUAAAGUCAACCCUGCCCCAGACAUGUUGAUCAAAAGUUGCCUUUCUCACUCCCAGUCAAUUUAUGUAUGCAUCUGCAGAAUGCUCCAUCAACACCUCUAACCAAAUGAUUUCACAACUCGAGCUAUGCACGCGUGCCCGCAUUUGGAAUGUUGACAGUGGACUUGUAGUGUCCAUGUCUCCCGGUACGUGGUCCUCGCAGCCACUGCUGCACUUGGCUGGCCAAUGUCCCUUCCUUCCUUCCUUCCUUCCUUCCUUCCUUCCUUCCUUCCUUCCUUCCUUCCUUCCUUCCUUCCUUCCUUCCUUCCUUCCUUCCUUCCUUCCUUCCUUCCUUCCUUCCUUCCUUCCUUCCUUCCUUCCUUCCUUCCUUCCUUCCUUCCUUCCUUUACUUCCUUUACUUCCUUCCUUCCUUCCUUUACUUCCUUCCUUCCUUCCUUUACUUCCUUCCUUCCUUCCUUUACUUCCUUCCUUUACUUCCUUCCUUUACUUCCUUCCUUUACUUCCUUCCUUUACUUCCUUCCUUUACUUCCUUCCUUUACUUCCUUCCUUCCUUUACCUCCGUCCUUCCUUCCUUUACCUCCGUCCUUCCUUCCUGCCUGCCUGCCUUCCUUCCUGCCUUACCUACAUCCUUCCUGUUUGGGCUUUACAGAGAAAGAUUAAAAGUUGUUUUCACGUCUGCGAUAUGUAGCAUUUUUGAUAUUGUACAGCAGCCAUCGUGGUUUCCCGUCGAGUGUUUAAGGCCGGCACGAUUGUAGAAUGUGACACGCUCCGUUUGAUUUGAAUUUGUAGCAAUGAGCACUUAGUGCUCGUUGCGUCAUGCUGAUAUUAUGCCAAAGUUUCGUUUGGUUUCUGCCCAAAUGUGCCUUAGCCUCAUCCAGCCCUUCAUUUUGUGCCUUCUAUCGAGAAGACAUUCUCGCCCACAUGGGGUAAUCCCGACUGGAACCCGUCCCGUGCAGUCUAAUCGGACUCCACUCAACCCCCGAUUACGAACGCCACCGGAAGUGUCGCGCAUGCCACCUAUCAAAAGACCUCAGAGUCCUUCAUAGGGCCAUGCAGACACAUUUUGACUCUUGUGAGCACACAACAGAGUUCUUUUGUGACCCCGCCUUUGUAAAAAGCGGGAAGUUGCCACGAGAACCAACAUUGACUCAAAAGACUGAUUAGAAGCACCAGGUGUUGAUGCCUCAGACUAGGUAGUUUAGGUAGUUAUUGUUUAGUUUGUUUUUGUUUGCCAAUCAAAGCCCUGACGGUCUGUCAAUCCAAGUGAAGCUCCUCGCAGGUUUGAAGUAGAACUUUAUUGUAGGCAAAACGCUCAGAGGUGUCAACGGGGGAUUUUGUUUGAUUCAAAAAUUGGGAUUGGUAAGCAACGUUUCUGUAAUGAUUUGACAUUACGCUAGUCGGCGUCAGCCGAACUAUAUAAACGUACGCGGUUGGUGAAUGUAAGCGGCCGUAGUGUAGGACUUGGUUCGGCCGCUUUGAAAAAAAGUAAAGGAAAGAAGUGUCCCUCUAGGGACGCUUAGGCCGGUGGAAGCAAUGCUCACGUUGUCACCAGCGUUAGCAUUGAACGUGGCAGCGCCGUUCCACAUUGGUUCCAUUGUGAAGUAGGAGGUCCUCGAAUGUUUGGGCGUGGGAAAACUAUAUCAGCAUGUUGUGCAUUUAUGUGUCGAGAAACAGGGUUUUAUUUUUUCACUUUGGGAUCCGCUUUCAACUUUUAUUUAGUUGACUGAGCCCAUUCUGCUUUUUGUUCGAAAUGCUAUCAUGCUACACAUAACAUUGUACACGCAGCAUCUAGUCAUUGUUAUUACGGCGAAUGGAACCUGCUCAAAAGUUACUUUUCUGCACUGAUACGUGAUCUCAUUAAAGCAUAUUCUUGACCUGA